AUUUCCAGUGUAAGCACAGAUGCUGUUUUUGUGACAGAAAUAACAUUGAUAGCUAAAAGAAUCCAAACCAGAAUUUGAGGCCUGAACAUGGAAAAAAUGUUUAAAGCUUCAUGUUAAAAAUUUUGUGUCAAGAUCAAUAUAGUGAAAUUCUUAAGGCGCCUUAAAAACAGUAAGGCUAUACAAUUACCACCAUUUUGCAGAUGGAAAACAACAGUUUAUUAAUAAUCUGGCUGGUGUGAGUAUAUUUCAGGAUUUUCGUUUUUGAGUUGUCCAUUACCAACGGAUCUACUGGAGCAUAAAGUUUGCCUAUCUGCAGCAGGUUACCUUUUAAAGGAUUUAUGUUAACAUAGAAUAUUGUUAAAUAACUUUUUUUUAUCUGACGCUUUUGACAGGUUCCUUUGCAGCUGAUUGAAAGUAUUGAAUGUCGUGAGAUGUUCCAACUUCAUUUGACUUGUAAAGACUGCAAAGUUAUCAGGUGUCAGUUUUCUACUUUUGAACAAUGUCAAGAGUGGGUAAAACGUAUGAACAAUGUGAUACGACCACCUGCAAGGAUAGAAGACCUUUUUGCCUUUGCUUAUCAUGCUUGGUGUAUGGAUGUAUAUGCUAGUGAAAAAGAGCAACAUGGAAACUUGUGCCGACCAGGUGAGCAUGUUGUUUCACGAUUUAAAAAUGAGGUCGAAAGAAUGUGCUUUGAUAUGCAAAAUGCAUGGAGGAUUACCAAUAUCAAUGACAAAUACAAAUUGUGUGCCAGUUACCCACAACAGUUACUUGUACCAGCUUGGUUAACUGAUAAAGAGCUUGAGAGUGUUGGAAACUUCAGAUCAUGGAAGAGGAUUCCAAGUGUUGUCUACAGGCACCAAGGCAACGGUGCAGUGAUUGCACGUUGUAGUCAGCCAGAAGUCAGUUGGUGGGGUUGGAGAAAUUCAGAUGAUGAGCACCUGAUAAAGUCUGUCGCAAAAGCUUGUGCCAUGGACAGGAGCUCCACCAAACACAUUAAUGGCAACUGUAUACGAGACUUUUCUAAUGGUAGUGACCUGUCUGAUGGGGAAUUUGAUUCUUCAAUGACUAAUUCGGCAGGAGUAGAAAAUUUAUGCAGUCCACCACACAAACUUUUGAUUUUGGAUGCUCGGUCAUAUGCAGCAGCUGUGGCUAACAGGGCAAAGGGCGGUGGGUGUGAAUGUCCUGAAUAUUACCCUAACUGUGAAGUAGUAUUUAUGGGUAUGGCAAACAUUCACUCCAUUCGAAAGAGUUUUCAGUCAUUGAGAUUUCUUUGUACACAGAUGCCAGAUCCUGCCAACAGUUGGUUAUCAGCAUUAGAAAGUACGAAAUGGCUUCAGCAUCUAUCCAUGCUUUUAAAAGCAGCGCUACUUGUAAUUAAUGCAGUCGAUCGUGAUCAGCGGCCUGUUCUAGUGCACUGUUCUGAUGGCUGGGACCGAACACCACAAAUUGUGGCUCUAUCAAAGUUACUGCUGGAUCCUUACUACAGAACAAUAGAGGGUUUUCAGGUACUAGUGGAAACUGAGUGGCUGGAUUUUGGUCAUAAAUUUGCUGAUCGCUGCGGCCAUGGUGAAAACUCAGAUGAUCUCAAUGAACGCUGUCCUGUGUUUCUUCAAUGGCUUGAUUGUGUCCAUCAGUUACAGAGACAGUUUCCUUGUUCUUUUGAGUUUAAUGAAGCAUUCCUUGCUAAAUUGGUACAGCAUACAUAUUCUUGCCUUUUUGGAACAUUCCUGUGCAACAGUGCAAAGGAGCGUGAAGAGAAACACACUCAGGAAAGAACCUGCUCUGUUUGGUCCCUCCUGAGGCCUGCUAACAAAUCCUUUAAAAAUCUCCUGUACACCUCACAAUCUGAAACUGUACUACAUCCAGUGUGCCAUGUAAGGAAUUUAAUGCUUUGGAGCGCAGUGUACAUCCCCAAUUCAUCUCCUUCAAUGCCUACUGAUGAUCAUUGUGCACCUUAUCCAGUUCCAAGGUCCAUCCCUGAGGAGCAACCAUUGGGAAGGUUACCAAAGACUAGAUCAUUUGACAACUUGACAACAGUUUGCGAUAAUCCUGGGCCUACAGCAAAUAGACGCUCCAGUGAUCCAAGUCUAAAUGAGAAAUGGCAGGAACAUCGCAAGUCAUUGGAACUUAACAGUGUUGGAAUAGGGGGAUUGAUGGAUGGGAAUGGACUAGAUGAUUCCUUCAACAGUGAAGCACUGGAAUUGGGAAAGCUAGGAAAGAAUCCUUUGGGAGCUGAACUUUCUGUAGCUGCUGGUGUUGGGGAAGGUCAAAUGGAGAAUAUUUUACAAGAAGCCUCUAAAGAAGAUAGUGGGUUGGAGGAACAGUCGAAGGAUGCACCAGUAACAGAAUUAAAACAAGUCGUAAAUGUUUUAAGUAGUGAAAGUGAGCUUGACAGUGGCCUGACUAAUCAAUUGGUAACUUUUGUCACAGAAUCUUCGGAAACAUUAGCAAUGAAUGAAAUGGAAAAUACUGAGCCUAAUUCUGGGCUUGUUACAAAUUCAGAAGAAGGGACCCAGGACGGGUUCUUAGAGUCCACAAUUCAGAUUCCAAUGUUACAUGGUAUAGAUGCUGGUUUCAGAAAGGUUGCUACUGAAAAUUCUUCAAGUUAUCCAAAAUCGUUUACUGAAUCAGGGGAUUUGAUUAGUCCAAGUAUUGAACCAGAAAAUCAAUAUACUGCAUCUCAAUCUUGCUUACCCCACUUAAUCACUCCAGACAAACUGGAGGAGAAGAUACCUACUUUGGAAAGUUCUACUGAAACUUUAACAGGAGACGGAGCAAAUCAGGAAGCGCCUCAAAUCUACUCUGGUGCUAAACUUUAUUUGAAUACCAGAGCAAAUGGUACCAUGGUACCUGCUGUAAAUUCUGAAAAUAGUUUUUCUCAAUUUGUACCUGAAAACCAGGAUAUGGUAUUGAAACCAAGAUUCGCAACUGAUCUACAUAGGACUUCAGAUAAAAGCGUUCAAAGUUCACAGCCUCCCGCUUGUGCCUUGUCAUUAAGUGAAUGUAAAGAUGGAUUUGUUCCUAAUGGAGAAGUCAACAGUGAAAAUACAGUUGUGGAAAAAGCAACAGACUUUGGAAGUGGUACUCAAAGAAAUAUCACAGCUAAUGGACUCUGUAUAAAUGGAGACGAGUUGAGAGGGAAAAUGGUGUUAAGUAGACAAGUUUCUGCAGCUAGUUGCAGUUCUUUGCAGUUUCCAUCUGGUCAUUUUAGAAACCCCCAUUCCAAGUGGUCACAUUACUGCUCUGGAAAACAGCAGCCAGUAGCAAGCCCAGAUCAACCUACACGAAGCCAUUUGGAUGAUGAUGGGCUGGCCACCUACAAUGAUAUUAUUCAACAACGACUUCGUCAGAUAGAGGCAGGGCAUCAACAAGAGGUAGAAACUUUAAAAAAACAGGUGCAAGAACUGUGGAGCAGGCUGGAGUGCCAGCAUUUUAGCAAUUCAUCCCUGCGUUUUAAUGGAGAGUUUAGUGAUGAAGUGGUUGUGAGACAGUAUUGACAUGAGAAUGAUGUAAUAGGUGAUGAUUCCAUUGGAGCAACAGGAAAAGGAUCAAUCAAUGUAUAUACUGUAAUGAAAAUUUGCAGUCUGAAUAUUUUUUGUUUUUUAAAAAAGCCAACUCUUAACAUUGUGAACAUCAUGAUUUUAACACCAGGAUUUAAAGCAAAUCAGCUUUCCCAGUGUAUAACUGAACAAAACUGUUGGCAAAUGCUACCCAGUAAAUAUUCAACCAUUAUUCAAGCUAAAUAUUUUUACUUGUUUAUUUCAUGCUUAAGAUUCAUUGGAUUUUAAAGUAUUUGGCUACAAUAUCCUACAUUCUUUAAAGUGCAGGAUCAAGAAUUUCAUCCGUAAUUUAAAAAUGUUUGUUCUGAGUUUAACUUAGUAAACAACAACAAAUUGACUUAAAAAUGCCUAUCAUUCUCACUGAAACCUGGAGGGCUCAUCCAAGUCCAGAAUAUUGAAAUCUGCCUCUCCAAAUGAAAUUAUUUCAUCAUUAAACAGACUAGGGGGAAAGUGUUACGAUGGUGUUUAUUUUCUUGCUCCUACCUAUUUUCAUUUUUGUAUUGUUCAUUCCAUUGGAAUAAAUGAAAAGUGCAAAUCGAUAAAGAAAGUCAAAUGUUACAGCAUAUGUUGUGCCUAAAUGUCUGUAGUUUUCCUUAAUUGGUUAGAUGCAUUUUUUUUAUAAUUAUCGUUUUGAGCUUGGGUAAUAAAUACAAUUGUGUUUUAACAUCUGUAAUUUUAAUUAUUUUGUACAAUAUUUUUAUUAUUUAUGCGGGUACUGAAUAAUUUGUGGAUAGUCAGAAGAUUGUUCUGAAUGAAAGGAAUAAUUUGGUAUAAAAUUUGUCUUAGCUUUCAGAAUGAUUGUUUAGUUAUAUUGCUCACAUUUCUAAAUGGUCCACGGCAUAUAAAUAAUUGUGCUAGAAUGUACUAGAAUUAAAUAAUGUAAAUAUUAUGCAAUUACCAGCUUAGUAACUAGUUCAGUAAGAGCUAUUAUUGAUGAUGGCUAAUGAGGGAACCUGCUUUAGUUUCCUUGCUGCUCAUGCAUUCCUCAUUAAUUGAUUGAAAUGCUUGACAUCUCACUCCGACUUCAAAAAAAAAGACAAUCAGUUGAAUAACAUGUCUCAGCAAACUUCUGAAAUACCCUUGAUUAGGAAACAAAUUGGCUUUGAAUUGGUCCAAUCCAAGGAAAUGACUCCUCUUUCAAGAUUGGAUGAUCAGAGACCUAAAGAUUCAAAAGCAGGUAAAUUCAGUAUUUGAGGAGGUAGGUGGAUGGCAGUAUUGAAAAUUCUUAUUAGGAGUUCUCCAAGUGAGUAAAAAUAUAGAUUUGGAAAGAGAGUCAACUGAUGGAAUGUUGAUGGACAAGGAAGAGUUUAGAAACUUAUAUUUGUGUUUUUGCUCUAUAGGAUUUGUAUUAAGGUUGGUUUAAGCAUCAGUCAAACAAGCUCUAAUAAAGCAGCACAGAAACACUGAAUACCCUCUUCCAUGCUUUUGUUACUUCAACACUUAACUAGUCUAAUGUUCUUCUGACAGACCUUCCAUUUUCGACCCUGUCAAUUUCAGAUGUUGUAAACUCUACUGCUCAGACAUUAACCGCACCAAGUUCUGUUCAUCCAGCAUCCAUGCUUUCACCAAGUUACAUUGACUCCUAGUCCAGCAAUGCAUCAAAUUUAAAAUUCUUCUUCUAUUGUUCAAAUCUCCUCACAAUCUAUUAGUUUGCUAACUCAGUAAACAACUUGUGUAUCCACAUUAUCUGUUGCCACAACAUCAUUAAUGGCAUGCCUUCAGCUUCCAAGGUUUGAAAUUUGCUUCCUAACCCUCUGCUUCUCUGUCUUCCCUGUCUUCCAUCCUCCCUUACUUAAAACCUAUCUUUUGCAAAUUUUGUUAACCUGUUCCAAUAUCUCUGCGGUUUGAUGUCAGAUUUUGCCUGAUAUGUAAUGUGAACUGUCUUAGGGCGUUUAGGCGUGUUAUGAAUGCUAUUUAAGUAAAAAUUAUUACAUUUAAACUAUCAGUACAAAGGGGUCAGUUAGCUCAGUUGGCUGGAUGGCUAGUUUGCAAUGCAGAUUUCAGCACGGGUUCAAUUCCCACACCAGUUGGUUACCGUGAAGGACUCUCCUUAACCUCUCACUUCGCCUGAGGUGUGGUGACCUUCGGGUUAAACCACCACCAGUCUUUGAUCUCUAACGAGCAGCUUUAUGGUCGGGUAGUGCUAUGACUUAAAGAAAUAAUGUAAUACAACAGUAAAAUAUUGCAGCUCUUGGAAAUCUAACAUAAAAACGGUGCUGCAACAUGAAAAUGAAACUUCAUUGCUACUGUCUGGUGUCCAGAUUUCAUUCC
This is a messenger RNA of Rhincodon typus (whale shark), 5831 nucleotides long. It is a transcript of the gene mtmr3, whose product is annotated as myotubularin related protein 3. Gene Ontology annotation, biological process: dephosphorylation; regulation of autophagy. Lineage: Eukaryota; Metazoa; Chordata; Chondrichthyes; Orectolobiformes; Rhincodontidae. Gene Ontology annotation, molecular function: protein phosphatase binding; metal ion binding; phosphatidylinositol-3,5-bisphosphate 3-phosphatase activity. The transcript has 13 exons. Bases 432 to 3497 code for a protein of 1021 amino acids. The record is from RefSeq and is a predicted model, not a curated record.